Saccharomyces mikatae IFO 1815 is the source of this 1977-nucleotide messenger RNA. It is a transcript of the gene MSD1, whose product is annotated as aspartate--tRNA ligase MSD1. The coding region runs from base 1 to 1977 and encodes 658 amino acids. The record is from RefSeq and is a predicted model, not a curated record. Gene Ontology annotation, cellular component: mitochondrion; cytoplasm. Lineage: Eukaryota; Fungi; Ascomycota; Saccharomycetes; Saccharomycetales; Saccharomycetaceae. The transcript has a single exon. Gene Ontology annotation, biological process: aspartyl-tRNA aminoacylation. Gene Ontology annotation, molecular function: aspartate-tRNA ligase activity; nucleic acid binding; ATP binding.
AUGUUGGUCCGUUCCAGAGUUUGUUUGCGAACAGUUAUCAGGCAGUUAGCACACUUUCCAGAAGCUAAUGCUAUCAAAAGAAAAUUUCUCUUUAAAAAAGAUACUUCGACCAUCAAACAGUUAAAAGAACUGCCUGAAGGUCAAACAGUAGUGCUCAAUGGAUGGGUAGAGCAGAAGCCAAAAAAAAUUGGAAAAAAUUUAAUCUUUGGACUUUUAAGGGACUGUAACGGUGAUAUUAUCCAAUUGGUCGAUAGCAAAUCAUUAUUGAAAGGUUUUACUUUAGAAGAUGUGAUUCAGGUGAGAGGUGUACUUUCUUUGAAGAGAAAGUUUUCAGACAAGGAAGCAGAUAAGUAUGAAGUGCAAUUGGAGGAUAUUAUUGUGUUGAAUACCUCAAAUAAAAAACCUGCGCAGCUACAGGAUUUCAAAUCAUCGGCUAUGUAUCCACCUGAGUUCCGCUAUUUGCAACUGAGGAAUCCCAAAUAUCAAAAGUUUUUUAAAAAGAGGUCAUUCAUUUCCAAGGAAAUAAGAGAUUUUUUUAAUAAUUUGAACUUUACAGAGGUAGAGACUCCAAUUUUAUUCAAAGCUACCCCAGAAGGCGCUAGAGAAUUUUUAGUACCAACAAGGACAAAAAGGUCUGAUGGUAGACCAUCAUUUUACGCUCUAAACCAGAGUCCUCAACAAUAUAAGCAGCUCUUGAUGGCCAGUGGCAUCAACAGAUAUUAUCAAAUGGCAAGAUGCUUCAGAGAUGAAGAUUUAAGAGCGGAUAGGCAGCCCGAAUUUACUCAAGUUGAUAUUGAAAUGGCCUUUGCUAAUUCUGAAGACGUCAUGAAGGUCAUUGAAAUGACCAUUUCUGAGGUAUGGGGUAAAUUUUCUGAAAAGGGAGGAUUAUUGACCUUAAACAGUCAUGGUACAUUAGUACCAGUUAAAAAAGAAGACGGCACAGUAUCUGUAUUUCGUAUGCCUUACGAGCAAGCAAUGUCUCAAUAUGGCAUUGACAAACCAGACUUGAGGGCACCCGAUCUGAAAAUUAUUAAUUUAGGCGAAUUUAAUGCAUUUAGUCAUUUGAACAAGAAAUUCCCCGUUUUCGAAGUCAUUAUACUGAGAAAUGCUUUUUCAACUAUGGAAGAGUACAGAAAACGAUGGUCGUUUCUGACAAAUAGAAAUAAUUACAACUAUAGAGUUCCAAUUGUACUCCCAGUUGAGAAUGAAGAACAAGCUCAAUCAAAAUGGUUUGAGAAUUUUCACGCUAUUGCUACUUUUGAAAACCCUCAUCUAAUAACCAAAUUUUUAAAACUGAAAAAAGGGGACAUUUUAUGCGGUUGUACAAGAGAGCCAAACCAUGCCAUUUUUGAGAAUCCCACCCCUCUAGGAAGAUUAAGACAGUUGGUUUUGCAAAGUGAAUAUGGGAGGAAUCUCUACCAUAGUGUCAAUAGAGAUGUUGCUUCAUGGAUUGUUGAUUUCCCAUUAUUUUCACCGGUUACAGUGGAAGAAACGCCUGACCAAGAGGGAAAAAUUUCGUAUCCAGAGUACGAAAAGGAUAAGCUAUGCUCUACUCACCAUCCUUUCACUAUGGUGAAGCUUAGUGACUACGAAAAGUUAGAGAAAACACCGGCGAAAUGUUUGGGCCAGCAUUAUGAUUUUGUGGUUAAUGGCGUGGAGUUAGGUGGGGGUUCAACAAGAGUUCAUGAUCCAAAAUUACAAGACUAUAUUUUUGAGAAUAUUCUCAAGAUAGAUAAUGCUUACGCAUUGUUUGGUCAUCUAUUAAACGCCUUCGAUAUGGGUACACCACCACAUGCUGGAUUUGCUAUUGGAUUUGAUCGGAUGUGCGCCAUGAUUUGUGGUACUGAGAGCAUAAGGGAUGUAAUUGCCUUUCCGAAGAGUGUUACUGGAGCAGAUUUGGUUGUCAAAAGUCCAAGUGUGAUAUCUGAGAAUGCUCUGGAAGUCUAUAAUAUCAAAUAUAACUAUUCAAAAAAGUGA